AAGGACUCCUCGAUCUACAAUUCACCGGAUCAAUAGACAAUGUCCGUCGAACAGACCCGUCAGAAGCGUAGACGCCAUGCCCCUUCUGCCAUUGCUCACCCGACGUCCUCCCUCGUCAAGGCCGAAGCUCAGCGUCCUUCCCGCAUCUUCUCCCCCUUCCGCUCGCUUGGCCACGUCUCGAACCACAUUCCCUUGGACAUUCAAGUCCGCGGUGCUCAGUACCUCGUCACCACCUCCGUCGGCCGCGCCUUCCAGACCUACGAUGCUGCGAAAUUGAACUUGUUGUUCGUCGGUUUGCAGGCCAAGGCCCCGAUCGCGGCGCUGAAGUCGCACGGAAACAUCAUGUUUGCGGCAUCUGGGAACCAGGUCCUCGCAUACAAGCGUGGUAAGCUUAUCUUCACCAUCGAGCCUCCUACUGCGAAUGUCGGUACCAUCACCCACCUCGAGGUUUUCGGAGACUACGUUAUUGCCGCCACGGACGUAAACCACAUCACCACCUACCGUCUCACCCCAACCGCCGAUGCCGCCGAACUCUGGACCCACAUCACCCUUCCCUCCAAGUCUAUCCGUAUCACGGCUCUCGCCCAUCCCCCGACCUACCUCAACAAGAUCUUCGUAGGGUUCAGUAAUGGCAAAUACGCGGUUUGGAACAUUCGUACCGGUCGUCAGGUCUACACUUCGCCCGCUGCGUUCCCUGCUGCGAUCACCUGUGUCUCGCACUCCCCCGUCAUCGAUGUUUUGAGUAUCGGAUGUGCCGAUGGUACUGUUCUGGUUCACAACGUCAAGGCGGACGAGACCUAUCUCACCUUCAAGGCUCAACACCGCAUCACCGCUCUCUCGUUCCGCACCGACGGUCCCCAACAUCUCGCGACCGCGACCUCGAAUGGUGAUAUCUGCAUUUGGGAUCUCAACAAAUCCAAGAUUCUCCACGUCGUGCGAAAUGCACACUCCGCCGCCGUCACCUCCGUGCAGUUCUUGAACGGGCAACCGGUGAUGGUAUCAGCCUCCCCCGACAACUCCCUCAAGGAAUGGAUCUUUGAUUCCCUCGAGUCCGCCGUCCCCCGUGUCCUCCGCCAGCGUUCCGGUCACUCCGCGCCAUCGACCAAGAUCAGGUUCUACGGACCUGCCUCUCACUGGCUGUUGUCCGGUUCGAGGGAUAAGUCCUUGCGUGGAUUUUCAUUGUGGAAUGAUUCGCAGACGACCGAACUCUCUCAAGGUCCCGGAACGGCAAAGUUGGCCGCAUCUCGUGGAGUCACGGUCGAUGAGGUCAAGUUGUCCGAGAUUGUCGCUGUCGCCGCCGCCACGGCCAGAGAAAAGGAUUGGGAUAAUGUCUUGACGGCGCACAAGGACGACAAUGCUGCUCGUACUUGGAACUGGCAGAGUAGGAGGUUGGGGGCAUUCACCCUCCCCACGAGCGACAAAACCGCUAUCAAAUCCGUCGCUGUCAGUGUUUGUGGUAAUUUUGGCAUGGUCGGGUCUUCGGGCGGUGUCGUCGACAUGUACAACCUCCAAUCAGGAAUCUGGAGGCGAAAGUUCGAGGGAGCGUCGAAAGCCGUUACAGGCGUCGUCAGCGACGGCUUGAACAAGCAUGUCAUCACGACCUCUUUGGACGGAAAAGUUAGGUUCUACAAUUUCAAUUCUGGAGUUUUGGUGACGGAGUUGGAUAUGGGCAGCGCGGUAACCAGCACGGAGCUCCACCGUUCAUCCGACCUCCUCGCCCUAGCCUGCGACGACCUUUCGCUCCGUAUCAUCGAUAUCGAAACCCGUAAAGUCGUGCGUGAACUUUGGGGCCACACCAACCGCAUCACCGACAUCGCAUUUACCCCCGACGGCCGCUGGCUGAUCUCCGCAUCCCUCGACUCCACCAUCAGAACUUGGGAUCUACCGACGGGACAUUUGAUUGAUGGAGUUAGAGUCGGGAGUAUCUGUACCAGUUUGGCGUUUAGUCCUACGAGUGAUUUCUUGGCUACGGUACACGUCGACGGAAUCGGGAUCAACCUCUGGACGAAUCGAAGUCAAUUCGUCCCCGUUUCUGCACGUCAUAUGACCGAAUCCGAGAUCACCGCAAUCUCAAUGCCCUCCGUCGGCGGUGAAGGCGGUGCAGGUCUUCUCGACGCCGCGUUUGAAGAGGCGGAGGAGGAAAGUACCGAAGGCGACUUCGAGUCCGCGGAGCAAUUGAGCGAGAAGAUGUUGACGCUCUCGCUCGUUCCUAGGUCGAGGUGGCAAACUCUCCUCAACCUCGAAACGAUCAAAAUGCGCAACAAACCAAAGGAAGCGCCCAAAGUCCCUGAAAAAGCCCCGUUCUUCUUGCCGACCACGAAGGAGUUGUCGAGUGGCGCGUUCGUCGAGGACGCGAAGAAGACCGAGGCUGCAAACACCGCUGACGGCAAGAAGGGACGUAAAGCCCUCGCUGGCGUCGGAGCUGAUUUUGACGCCGAAGGCCCGUUCGCGAGGUUGUUGCGCGAGGGAAACGAGUCCGGCGACUUUUCCGCAUUCAUCGAAUACCUCAAGUCCCUCCCCCCCUCAACAACCGACCUCGAAAUUCGCUCCAUGCAAAUCCGUCCCCCGCUCACGCUCCUCACCCUCUUCAUCCGCGCCCUCACUUCCCGUCUCCGCUCCAAACGCGACUACGAACUCGUUCAAGCGUGGAUGGCGACAUUCUUGAAAAUCCAUGGUGACGUAUUGGUUGCGAAUCGGGAUGAUGUGCCAGAAUUGAGGCAGGCGUUGGAGGCGUGGAGGGGAGAGCAGGAGAGGGAGGGGAGGAGGUUGGGGGAGUUGGUUGGGUAUACUGCUGGUGUUAUCGGGUAUAUUAGGGGACAGUAA
Molecule: messenger RNA, 2823 nt
Organism: Saitoella complicata NRRL Y-17804
Lineage: Eukaryota; Fungi; Ascomycota; Saitoellomycetes; Saitoellales; Saitoellaceae
Product: U3 small nucleolar RNA-associated protein
Exons: 1
Coding region: 40-2823 (927 amino acids)
Biological process (GO): rRNA processing
Cellular component (GO): small-subunit processome; Pwp2p-containing subcomplex of 90S preribosome
Molecular function (GO): protein binding
Source: RefSeq, a predicted model, not a curated record